This is a messenger RNA of Penicillium arizonense, 1212 nucleotides long. RefSeq lists its product as uncharacterized. The record is from RefSeq and is a predicted model, not a curated record. Lineage: Eukaryota; Fungi; Ascomycota; Eurotiomycetes; Eurotiales; Aspergillaceae. The coding region runs from base 1 to 1212 and encodes 403 amino acids. The transcript has 3 exons.
AUGACUGAGCAGGCCGCAUUCAAGCUGAACAGGGCCAGAGCCCUGGUUCGUGAAACCCAGCAGUGGGCUGCCCGCGCGGGCAAAACGUUGCUCGCUGUCGACCUCUGUCAAAUUGAGGGAAGGCUUGGUACGGCAAUGGAACAAUACCACGUCGUCCUCCCUCCCCGACAGUCCGCCGCACGGACACGGGCCGGUUCUCAGAAUGGAAACGGUGCCCGCAAGCCCUGGUAUGGACCACGGCAGUUUGAAUCCCAUGAAAGGCUCGCGGGUUCGCGCCCUUCUCAAUCCGAAGGCAACAGGCACAACGCACCUCCUCUCCCGACCAAGAAUGGCGGCUCACAGGCUUCCACUGUCUUCCCUAUUCCUGGAGCCCCUACUGCCCCCAGAUCUAUGCUGCGGCCUGCUGCUACCAACCCCCCACAUCAGGAAUUGCUGAUUGACUUCACUGAGGAUGUUGCCGUUGUUGGUUUUGCCCAGACUGUGGAGAAGAACGAAUCCCCGGACAAUACGCCAGUCCCUAUGCGCGUCUCGUUGCCUUUUCAGCCUGAGUCGGAUGCAUUGAUCAGCUUUGACUCUGACAGUGAUACCCACUCAGAGAGCAACAUCAAAUCAAAGAAUUCCAAGGUACCCACCCUGUCUACCACUGCGCCCGUCUUCGCGCCGAUGGCCAUCUCUGGGGCUAUCUCAGGUAUCCUACUCUCCUUUGACGAGGAUGUCGAGGUCGUGCCCGUUGCUUUGGCCUCUGUUAUGGCCUUCUCGGACCAAGACCUCGACAGAGAUCUUCAACCAGAGGAUCAGGUUGUCGAGGCAGAUCCUGCGGCUGCGACAAGCGUUACUACUAUGGUCUUGAGCCAAAGCGCGAACGAGAACAAGAUUUCCAAGCUGAAGGAUCAAGAGAUCGUUGCGGUGCCUCCUCAGUCAGUGAAUACUUCCGGUGCCUCUGAUACCAUGGAAGUAGAUUCGACUGGCAUUUCCAUGGACGCGGAGACCCCUGGAGCCGAGCCGGCUCUUCACUCUGAUAAUGAUGGCCCCGAUUCCCACAAGCACGCUCAUUUGGUAGAUGAUGGAAGUGCUGUCCUGGUACCCGUGGAUGUGACCCCCUUGGAUGUCAGCCCCAAAGUGGUGGACGAUCUUGAUGACCGGACCAUGUACUGUGUUCAAAAGCUCAGGAUGCUACUUGAGAAGCACUUGGAGACUACCAUCCGCGUAUGA